Messenger RNA from Zophobas morio, 1904 nucleotides. Its product is annotated as negative elongation factor D-like. The transcript has 6 exons. NCBI's taxonomy places the organism in Eukaryota, Metazoa, Arthropoda, Insecta, Coleoptera, Tenebrionidae. Bases 145 to 1851 code for a protein of 568 amino acids. Gene Ontology annotation, biological process: negative regulation of transcription elongation by RNA polymerase II. The record is from RefSeq and is a predicted model, not a curated record. Gene Ontology annotation, cellular component: nucleus; NELF complex. Gene Ontology annotation, molecular function: RNA binding.
AGUUAUUAAUACUUAGCAUUCUAUUACAAUUUGAUGACACCACAUUCUUAUUAUACUUUAAAUGGGGACGUUACGUUUACAAAGUUCAUGUAAAACUAAGAAUUUUUUAAUAUUUUUUUUAACGGUUAUAAGCUUUAUUUGAAAAUGAGUGAUACUAGCCAAAGUACAUCUUUUGCUGAAACGAGAGAUAUCUUAAGCUCUACUGAUUAUCUUCUUGAACCUGAAAUUUUUAAAACUUUGCCUAAAUAUGUAAGGCUUGGAGGUUUUCCAGAAGAAGCUAUACGUCUACUCUCCCAAAAUUAUAGAGGCUAUCCACAAAUGUGUAACUUGGUUGUUAGCUGGUUAAAGUUGUGCGGAAAAAGUGAAGAUGAUAUCAAAAAUAUCCAGGAGGUUUACUUAAGAGAUUUAGCUCUUAAUCAGUUUGAUCCCGAGAUUGCCGAUAACGCCUUUAUUCACCGGGAAGCCACUCCUGAUUGGCUUGAGCAAAUGACCAAACUGUCUCGCUGGCGUUCUUUAUUAUGCGAAUUAUCGGAAAAAUAUCCUAACUGCAUGCUUUUAAAUUUCGCCAUUAGAAAGAUCUCGGAUGCAGGCUAUCAGUCGGAAAUAGCUACGAUUACCUCGGCAUCAGCUUAUAUUGAUGUGUUUAACCGUGUACUCCUUGAUAAACUUCGAUAUAUUUUAACAGAACAGAAUGAUGAAAAAUUUGAAUCUGCCAUAAAAGACUUUGCAAAACUUGUUUGUUCCACUAACUACACUUAUUUAUAUACCCAAGCGUUAUUUUACAGUCUGCGUUUAGAAAAAAAGGGGUAUCUAUUGGAAUAUAUCAGCCACACAGUAAAAGGUGCGGCUAAGCAGCUUUCGCGGAACGUGGACAGGCUCCAUCUUAUUCUUACUGGGACCGCCCGGUAUCCCGCCGUUGCUUUGGCCCUCGUGAGCAUCUUGAGCUCCGGCCGUCUCGCGCCUUCCGACGUGGAUCAUCUCUACUCUCAAUACUCAUCCGAUGACCCACCUCCCAUAAGUCUAGUUCGCCUUCCUGAGCUGUUUGAACUAUUUAUCAAGCUACUAUUUAACCAUAACAAGCCGCUGUCUAACUCCUCUCACAAAAGCAAAUAUAUAUAUGUUCUCGCUUUAAUGGGGAGUGUGUGCCAGAACAACGAUCGCGUAGACUUGGAGCGAACCACCAAAGCCCUUGAGACAGUAAUAGCGGUAUGCAUGAAAAAUGACGUUAGAUACCAGUCGAACUACGAAAUUUCUGUACUGGUGGGUGAAAUGUGGUGCCCGGUAGUCUGUGCUGGACUCAUCCACUGGAUCGGGCUGAACCUGGAGGAGCCCGGCUAUUUCCAGAUGGAAUAUGCCAUGUCUGGAACGGUCCCAAUCCACUUGGCGUUACUGGACCAAAUCGCUUCUAGGCACUCUCCUCUUCAUGGAAAGAUCUUCCGACUUCUCGUUGCCGCUAUGGCUAUAGAGACCCGACUAGAAGUUCUUUUAGCUAUGAAUCUGAAGAGGAUCGUCAUCGACCGCAUGCUCCACCUGGUCGUGCUGGGCUACGUAAGUAGAGUCUUAGGCCACUGGCAAGCUCUGGCUCGCGCCCAAUCGGUGGAACCUUCUCUCUUGCGCUACUUUGUGUGCGAGUUUAUACGGAUGAUUGCACCGCCAUUUCAUGCACGCGUCGUAGCAGCUAUUGUCGAUAUUUCGAAGCAUUACGAGAUGGCGCUCGAAAACGAGGAGAGUGUUGUGCUUCUGAGGGAGUUCUUCUCGAAGUGCUCGGAGAAGGAUCUUUCUCCCAGCGAGUACCAACAGCUCACCGAUCAGAGAAGGAGGGUACAGACUAAUGUAAAAAUGGUUUGCUAGCGAGGUCUACAUGAAUAUGAAUGUGCUUUUAUAAAUUAAAGGAGUUCAAAGGA